Molecule: messenger RNA, 1575 nt
Organism: Protopterus annectens (West African lungfish)
Lineage: Eukaryota; Metazoa; Chordata; Ceratodontiformes; Protopteridae
Gene: TMEM120A
Product: transmembrane protein 120A
Exons: 12
Coding region: 16-1161 (381 amino acids)
Biological process (GO): fat cell differentiation
Cellular component (GO): membrane
Source: RefSeq, a predicted model, not a curated record
GACAAGUAGCGUAUAAUGAAGGCGUGUGCUGACUGGCUGUUUUGUUUCCGGGAUUCCAGUCAGUAUAGUGGUCUGGUCUUAACAACGUUCAGUGCAAGAAGGGGGGAAAAACUCUGUCUUGCGGUCAGCAUGGCCCCCGGAACGGUGGUUACAUUUAGCGAAUGUCUCACAGAAUGGGAAGAGUUGGAAAAGGAUUACCAGCAGAUUCAGGACACUCACAAGUUAUAUAAACAGAAAUUGGAAGAUGUGAUCAAGCUUCAAGGUAGCUGCAGUGGUCUGAUUGCACGACAGAAGAAGAAACUCCGUGAACUGUCAGAAACAAUAAAAACAUGCAAAUCCUCUGGGAAUGCGGAUGAAAGUGACUCCAUUAACAGAAUACAGCAACUCAUCAGAGGAAAGCAGAAUCACUUCUUUGAAAUGGAAGCAUUUUUGCCCAAGAAAAAUGGGCUAUACUUGAGUUUGGUUUUGGGUAAUGUGAAUGUCACUCUCCUCAGCAAACAGGCUAAGUUUGCUUACAAAGAUGAAUAUGAGAAAUUCAAACUUUAUCUCACUAUCAUUCUUGUCAUUGUCUCUUUCACAUGCCGUUUUUUGCUGAACUACAGGGCAGUGGAUUCAGUACUCAACUUUUUACUGGUGUGGUACUACUGCACUCUGACAAUUCGGGAGAGUAUCCUCAUUAACAAUGGCUCCAGAAUUAAAGGCUGGUGGGUGUUCCAUCAUUACAUCUCAACAUUCCUAUCAGGAGUCAUGCUGACAUGGCCAGAUGACCUAAUGUACCAGAUGUUUCGAAACCAGUUUCUCUUUUUUACAAUGUAUCAAAGUUUUGUCCAGUUCUUACAGUAUUAUUAUCAGAGUGGCUGUUUGUACAGACUAAGAGCACUUGGAGAAAGGCACACCAUGGACUUGACUGUUGAGGGCUUCCAGUCCUGGAUGUGGAGGGGUCUGACUUUCCUUCUGCCUUUCUUGUUCUUUGGGCAUUUCUGGCAGUUUUACAAUGCAGUCACACUCUUCCAAAUGACCAGAUAUCCAGCAUGCAAAGAAUGGCAGGUGCCAAUGUGUGGUCUCACAUUCUUUGCCCUUUUUCUUGGAAACUUUUCAACCACCCUGAGAGUUGUGCAUCAGAAGUUCCAGAAGCAGAAAGAAGACAAAAAGGAAGCAUGAGCAGAGACGGACUUGUCACGUUUGUCAUACACCCCCAACAAUUCUAAUAAAUGUGUAUCUAGUCCUGUUGUAUUACAAAAUCAUUUUACAAGCAAAGAAUAAGAGGUGUAUGCUGUGAAAUUGCUGCUGUUGUUGUGGACCUCAUCACUGAAAAGUACUGCUCAACAAAUGAGUCUGUGCCUGCCCCUAGGUUACAAGACUUGAGAGCAUUCAUUGACUACACACAGUCUACAGUGUUAGGUUUAGAUUUUCUUUCCAUUGUUUUGGAGAGCCUAAAGAUAAUCUCGUUGACAUUUGUGCUAAUGGUUACUGCCUCAUUUUUAUUGCUUUUGUUUGCCCGGGAUACACCUUUUUCAGUGGGUGAAUUGCAGUCCAUAGGAUCUCACACCAUUAAAUGUAUACAUUGUUUUUGUA